CACAAAUGGGAGUGGUGAGUACCUCUUCGGCUCCCUCCUGCCUCUCCUCCUCCUCACCGUUGCCACCGUGUGGCCAGAAGCUAUUCCGGUUGGAGUUGGCGUGAAGGUUGAUCAGGGCGAGAAAGUGCCCGCUGCCUGUGUGAACCUCAGUCAGGGCGAGAAGGUGCCCGUCUGUGCCACGGUCAAUCAAACAAUAUCGCCUACAGCCGAAAGUCCCCUGCCUGCACCCCCGGCCAAGAUCCUGUCCCUAUCUGCUACCCCCUACUGAUCUUCCAGCCUGUUAGCUGUCAGUCUGUCACAGCCACAUGAGCCCUAUCACAAGUUUGCAAUUGAGACAAUUCACAAAAAAAAGUUUGCAAUUGAGACUCUGAUUUAAGUUAAGAGGUGCAAUCAGAAAUCAUAACAUAAAGGAACAAAUGCUAGUGGUGAGUACCUCUUCGGCUGUCCGCCUCUUGCCUCUCCUCGUCCUCCUGCCGGCCGCCACCAUUGCGGCCAGUACAUCCAUCGAUUCGGGUGUCGUUGGUGGCAGGAUUAAUCAAACAACAGCGCCUAUAGCUGAAGGCCCCUUGUUUGCACCCCCGUACAAGCUAACACCUACGCCCCCAAGACAUCCGCCUGCACCCCCGGCCAAGGUAACACCUACGAUGCCGAGUGCUCUGCCUGCAGCUAUUGGGACAACAAGCAUGAAAGUGAAAUCCUCCUCUGUAAGAAGAGUUGUUGCAAUUUUAGCUCCUGUGGGCGGCUUCAUUUUGCUUAGCAUCUUGUUCCUCGGCACCUAUUUUAUACGUAAACGAAGAACACAACAACAAUAUGAGAUGGAGAUGGAGGAAGAGUUUGGGGAGCUACAAGGAACACCAAUGAGGUUCACAUUUCAGCAGCUAAAAGCAGCAACCGAGCAAUUCGCAGACAAGCUCGGGGAAGGAGGAUUUGGGUCUGUUUUCAAGGGUCAAUUUGGUGAUGAAAGGAUUGCAGUAAAAUGUUUGGAUCGAGCGGGUCAGGGCAAAAAAGAAUUUUCUGCAGAGGUUCAAACAAUUGGCAGCAUUCAUCAUAUUAAUUUGGUCAGAUUGAUUGGUUUUUGUGCAGAGAAAUCGCAUAGGCUCUUGGUAUAUGAGUACAUGCCAAAAGGAUCCUUGGAUAGAUGGAUCUAUCAUCAACAUGACAAUGAUUCACCUCCCCUGAAUUGGAGCACGCGGUGCAAGAUUAUCACUCACAUAGCUAAGGGUCUCACUUAUCUUCAUGAGGAGUGCAUGAAAAAGAUUGCCCAUUUGGAUGUCAAACCACAAAACAUCCUCUUAGAUGAUAACUUCAAUGCUAAACUUUCUGAUUUUGGACUAUGCAAGCUCAUUGACAGGGAUAUGAGUCAAGUGUUUACCAGAAUGAGGGGCACACCUGGAUAUUUAGCUCCCGAAUGGUUGACAUCACAGAUCACGGAAAAGGCCGAUGUCUAUAGCUUUGGUGUUGUGGUCAUGGAAGUCAUUAGCGGAAGAAAGAACCUCGACAAUUCUAGAUCCGAAGAGAGCAUCCAUCUCAUCACCCAAUUGGAGGAAAAGGUGAAGACUAAUCGGUUGGUAGAAUUGAUUGACAAUAAGAGUAACGAUAUGCUAGCACAUAAGCAGGAUGCAAUUGAGAUGAUGAAGCUCGCAAUGUGGUGUUUGCAGAUUGAUUGCAAAAGAAGGCCUAAAAUGUCCGAGGUAGUCAAGGUCUUGGAAGGUGCCAUGAAUGCAGAGAGCAACAUUGAUCAUAACUUUGUUGCAACAAAUCAAGUGUAUUUCGGCGCUGCUGGAAAUGUGGUCUCGUCGGUUCCACCUCUAGCUUCACAUGUAUCAGGCCCCAGGUGAAAUGAGAAAAUCUUGACAAGAUAGACAAUUAGAUUACAAUCAGGACAUGCGAUGUUCUUAUGUAAAGCAAAUGACAAGUCUGUUGUAUCUCCUUAAAUUAUUAUAAUCUGAAGCCCCUUGUAUUGAGUUAAUUUUACCCGCAAAGUAUUUCAAUAUUGCAAACCUUCUUGUCCUACAGCAGCUGGACUGAAUUUAGUCAUUAGAAUGUUCAAUUUUUUCAUGUAAUGCAAGUCUGUUUUCAGAUCAACUAAUGCAAGUGUUUUUCUAGUCA
Triticum aestivum (bread wheat) is the source of this 2109-nucleotide messenger RNA. Its product is annotated as G-type lectin S-receptor-like serine/threonine-protein kinase SD2-5. NCBI's taxonomy places the organism in Eukaryota, Viridiplantae, Streptophyta, Magnoliopsida, Poales, Poaceae. Bases 417 to 1838 code for a protein of 473 amino acids. The transcript is spliced from 2 exons. The record is from RefSeq and is a predicted model, not a curated record. Gene Ontology annotation, molecular function: protein kinase activity; ATP binding. Gene Ontology annotation, biological process: protein phosphorylation.